CAUAACAUUGGCCCUCACUCCACACACCCCCUCCCUGCGACAAAUCCGCCUCCACUCCAUCGCCCACCUUUCCCUCCCAGGAUCAAGAACUUCCACCAUCAAGCAGUUUCUAGACUAGCUCGCCCAGGCAUCUAGACACACUAGAUCUAUGCUAUUUUUCUAGAACACCGACUGUAGAAACCCUCGUGGCACGGCGAAUACUCGCGCCAAAGGCAGUGCACGCGCCCUCCCGCCUCACUCACGCCCUGGAGCCGCGUCGUCUGGCGAAAAAAUCGCCCGUAGCAUGCGAUUUCACGCCGUACCAUCCGCCCACCCUUCCCGUCGCGACCAACCCUCCUGCUGCUUGCGCUGGCCGCUGCCCGUGCUGCCCGCUGCUCGCGCUGCUCGCUCUCGCACUGCCCGCUUCCGCUGGCCGCUGUCCCCUGCUCGCGCUACCCGCUGCCGCCCGCUGCUCGCGCUGCCCACUGCCCGCUGCUCGCCGCCCGCUUCGCGUCGCCCGCUGCUCGCCGCCCGCUGCGCGCUUCCCGCUGCUCGCCGCCCGCUGCACGCCGCACGCUGCUUGCCGCCUGCUGCCCGCCGCCCGCUGCUCGUCGCCUGCUGAUCGCCUGCUGCCUGCCCGCUCGCGCAUGCGCGCAGCCGCCGGCGCAGCAGCCGCAGCCGCAGCUGCAGCUGCAACCGCCGGCGCCGCCACCGCAGCCGCCAGGGCAGUCGCCGCCGCAGCCGCCGCCGCCGCCGCCGCCGCCGCCGCCAGAGCAGUCGCCGCCGCAGUCGCAGAUAGAGCCGCAGCCGUCACCGCAGCCUCCGUCGCAGCCACCCGCGCUGCUGCCGCCGCCGCCAGCACAGCCCCCGCCAGCGCCACCGCCCGCCCCGCAGCCGCAGCCUCCAGCGCCGCCGCUGCCAAGAGUGGGGCGUGGAAGGGAUGGUUGUUCUUUCUCCAAGCUGUGGUGCAGCCAGUCAAAAACAAGACCCCAGCACAAAUUUUGGGGCUGCGAUUCUGGCGAUAGGAAAUAGUGUGGGAGGGUAAGGGAUGAGGCUUGCUACAGAGCAAAACUCUGCUGGGUUGGUGUGAAGAGAGGAUGUUGGUAGUAGGAAAGUGGUGUACUUGUAUGGAUUGCAGCGCCACAAUGCAUUGGCCUGUCAUUAUUGAUGGUGGUGGUGUGUGCUGGCAGACACAAAGGUACCAUCAAAGAGCCAUGGUUAUACAUUU
Molecule: messenger RNA, 1207 nt
Organism: Closterium sp. NIES-67
Lineage: Eukaryota; Viridiplantae; Streptophyta; Zygnematophyceae; Desmidiales; Closteriaceae
Source: the annotation of a GenBank genome assembly